This is a messenger RNA of Quercus lobata, 453 nucleotides long. RefSeq lists its product as uncharacterized. Gene Ontology annotation, molecular function: nucleic acid binding; RNA-DNA hybrid ribonuclease activity. The coding region runs from base 1 to 453 and encodes 150 amino acids. The transcript has a single exon. NCBI's taxonomy places the organism in Eukaryota, Viridiplantae, Streptophyta, Magnoliopsida, Fagales, Fagaceae. The record is from RefSeq and is a predicted model, not a curated record.
AUGGGGCUGUCUUUGCACAACAAAGAAAGUCAGGAGUUGGGAGUGGUAAUUCGUAAUUGUGAAGGAUUGCUUAUGGGAGCUUUGUCAAUGAAGUUAAAUCAGCAGCUGGGUUCCUUGGAGGCCGAAGCAAAAGCUUAUGAAUUGGGGAUAUUGUUUGCUAGAGAUAUGGGCUUUCGUGAGAUUGCUCUUAAGGGAGAUUCUGUCAUGGUUUCAAAUGCAAUUGCUGGCAUUUCUCCUCCUCCAUCUUCGAUAGCAUCAAUUGUGGGUGGAAUUAGUUCUCUUUUAAGUGCUUUUUGUAGUUUUUCUAUUUCACAUGCUGGUAGGAAAGGUAAUCAAGUAGCUCAUUUGUUAGCAAAACAUGCUCAGGGUGUUAAGCAAUUUGUUACUUGGAUUGAGGAGAGCCCUUGUUUCUUAGAACAUGCUCUCUCAGCUGAUGUAGUUCCUUCUUGUUAA